Molecule: messenger RNA, 2357 nt
Organism: Acanthoscelides obtectus
Lineage: Eukaryota; Metazoa; Arthropoda; Insecta; Coleoptera; Chrysomelidae
Source: the annotation of a GenBank genome assembly
GCUAGUCGACUGACAGGUUCACCGCAGGUCUAGGCGACAAUCGCGGUACGACGGUACCAGUCGGGUGAACGCUCUCGGUCGUACGGAGUGCGGUAGGUACCAUUUGCUCGGUGCUUGCAGUACGCGACGCGAAGCGCAAAGCUCGUACCAUCUUUGCGAUAUUUCGCUCUCUUUACGGCGGAUUCUUUUGUGGAUCGAAACGUGUAGUUUUUAUGCAAAGUAGUACUGUUUGCUAGGGUACAACAACUGUAAAUGAAGGUAGUACCUUCUUUGCAUUUUUGAAUUGCAGUUCAACCUUCUAGAAGCUUUAUCUUAAGUACUUAAACAUUCAGUGAUGAUAACAUACCUUGUAGGCACUUGGUACUAGAUCAGUGUGGUUUAAAGACUACUGGUAGUACUUGAGCAUAGAUAUAAUUAGAUUUUCAAAGCUUAAAUCGAGUAACCGCAGCUGAACGUUUUGAAUGACAAAGUAUAGGAUUAUUGUGAUACCCUUGAAUCAGUAGUACCUACUUCACGCAGUAUUUUGAAUAAAUAUGGUUACCAAUUGGGCUUAUCGCAGAUUAAACUAAAUUAAAGCAUCGGUACUACUAAAAAGCUCUUUGUGCGCGGUGCGAACUUUGAAUAUGUGAUUGAUAAAGUACUACUCGUAUCGCGCUUUACGAAAAUGGGUGAAGAGGUGGAGCCUUUGCAAACUUUGAAUUCCUUGGAUUGUUGGGAUUACUCUAUCGAGUUGGAAUGCUUGUCAGGAAGUCAAGAUCUUCAACUUGCUGCAGAGCUAGGAAAAACUCUCUUAGAAAGGAAUAAGGAAUUGGAAUUAGCUCUAAAGCAACAGCAACUUACUAUCGAUGAGCAGGUACAAGAAAUUGAGUAUCUUUCCAAACAAACCACAGCUCUCAAGGAGGUGAACGACUCCAGGUUGAGGAUAUAUGAACAGUUGGAGGUCAGCAUACAGGAUUUAGAAAGGGCCAAUCACAGAUUGGUGCUUGAGAAUGCCGCCGAGAAAAAACACAUCAAAAGUUUGAACGGUACGAUAGAAUCCCUUGAAUCGAAAUGCGAAGAGCUCCAAUCCACCGUGGACGACCUCAACCUCCAGAUAGACAUUCUGAAGAGAAAGUCUCAAAGAGCUGCCGAGCAAAGGUACAGCACGGGUUCAACGAGAGAGAGCAUCACACUGAGGAGGGUUAAUAGUACGAGUAGCUCUGUGCCAAAACCAAGGAAGACUGCAGAAACCGUUGUUCAAACCGAUAACAGUAUUUCCGGUACGACAGAUGAAGCAGAUAAUUGUAGUAUUGAUAGCGUUUGGGAAAACGAUGGCAUGGAACAACAACUGUUGGCCCAGCUAAGCAAGAUGAGGGCCCAAUGUAACAGAGACGAAAGAAAAAUCGCCGAAUUGGAAGAGCAACUCGCAGUGAUAAUUCAACAGAACCAGGCGUUAGAGAAUCAAGUAGUACAACUGUCACAUAAAGGAGACCAUAAUACGAUGAAGAGCUGGCAUGAAGAACUGAGCGCAGUUGAAGAAGUCAGACAAGGUCAACUAUGCAGCAGAUGCCUGCGCAAUCUAGACCAGCCUUCAUCUCCAGGCGCCGACGAAGACGACACGACCAUGAUGGACACCCUGAACGCUACAACAGCGACAUCUACCGGAGCCGAUGACGAUCAACGCGACGACUUUCAUACCAGCUUCCACAUGGACGUCCAGGCGUACAAGCAGCUUCAGGGGACGGCCACAGAUGGCGGUGAUGGCGGCUGCGUUGACUGUAACCAUGGCAAUGGCGAUGCCAGCGCCCUCCAACUGUUAAUCGAGCUGUGGCUGCACGUCAGAGACGUCUGCAUCGUGCCCUUGAUCGCUAAACCGCUCAAGGUGACAGUGCUGUUGCUGCAUUACUGCCUCAGACACAAGUUGCACUGAGAGAUCGACCACAAGGUGCUACAAUAGCGACUAAUCUCCCAAUUUCAUGUAAAAGGUUUUUGUCCACUACAGAUAUCGAACUACACUCGUAAAGCGAAAGGACUCCUCUCAAAACGUAUGACAGAUGGGACGCAGUCGAUUUGUCUAAACAUAUCGACGAAGACCCAUUUUCCAUAUAUUUUGUGCGGAGUCCUUUUGUUAAGGCGCAAUGGAUGAGAACCUUAUAGACAUUUUAAUGUACUUACUUUUUCGGUAAUCCCUAUGUGGUUUCCAACAAUCCUUUUUUUUUAAUAAAUGCAAAUGGUGCAAUUUUUUUACACACAACACGUUUUCGUUGAAAGAUUGUUCAUUUGAUUUCCCUAUAAAAAGUUGCGUUUGUAUGUUUUUCCCAGUUUUUUACUUUGACUAGCGUUUCAUAUUCUUGCAAAACCGCUACAAAUCGUGGUAC